This is a messenger RNA of Cotesia glomerata, 768 nucleotides long. RefSeq lists its product as uncharacterized. The transcript has a single exon. The record is from RefSeq and is a predicted model, not a curated record. Bases 1 to 768 code for a protein of 255 amino acids. NCBI's taxonomy places the organism in Eukaryota, Metazoa, Arthropoda, Insecta, Hymenoptera, Braconidae.
AUGCAUCCAGCCAUGCAAGUUCGUCCCAGUCACCCCCACAAACUCGGUAAACUAAAACCGCUGACGAACGUCGGGGCAGUCGGCGACAGCAACAAUAAACUACCGCCCCAAGAACUGUGUCUCCAUGUCUACGACUGCAAAACCAACCAAAAAUUUUUAGUUGACUCCGGUUCAAUAGUCUCCAUCAUUCCGGCAAGCUCCAUAAGCUCCAGACUUGAAAAAAGUCCACUCACACUGUUCGCUGCAAACUCCUCGGCCAUCAGCACCUAUGGAACUAAGACAGUCCAGUUAGAUCUAAACUUGCGCAGACCUUUCAAAUGGUCUUUCAUCAUCGCUGACGUUCAAACAGCCAUCAUCGGAGCCGACCUGCUUACACAUCACAACCUAUUGAUUGACUUAACGAAUCAGCGUAUCAUCGACCCGCACACGUCCUUGUCAACAAGAGGCAAAACACUAGCCGCAGAAACCUACAACGUCUCAACAAUAGACUCAAGACUUCCAAGUAUUUAUGCGAAUCUGCUCCAAAAAUACAUAGAGAUUACGAAGUCGAUCAGCAAACCUAACCUCACAAACAUUUCUUACGCUCAUCGAAUAAUCACUAGAGGACCACCAACCACAGCACGCGCGCGAAAGCUUGGUGGCGAGAAAGCUGAAGCAACAAAAGCUCAAAUCGCAGACAUGCUGGACAAAGGCACCAUCCGAUCCUCGAACAGUCCAUAUGCAAGCUCGAUUCACUUGGCAAAGAAAAAAAAAAGUGUGUGCGUGUAA